Budorcas taxicolor (takin) is the source of this 864-nucleotide messenger RNA. RefSeq names its product transcription factor E2F6-like. The coding region runs from base 1 to 864 and encodes 287 amino acids. Gene Ontology annotation, molecular function: DNA-binding transcription factor activity, RNA polymerase II-specific; RNA polymerase II cis-regulatory region sequence-specific DNA binding; protein dimerization activity. The record is from RefSeq and is a predicted model, not a curated record. Gene Ontology annotation, cellular component: RNA polymerase II transcription regulator complex. Lineage: Eukaryota; Metazoa; Chordata; Mammalia; Artiodactyla; Bovidae. Gene Ontology annotation, biological process: regulation of transcription by RNA polymerase II. The transcript has a single exon.
AUGAGUCAGCAGCAGCCUGCCUGCGAGCUGCCCAGCUUGCAUGUGGACCAGGUGGAGGAGGAGAUGGUGUGCGGUGAAUCCAAAGACCCCAGCGGCAUGGAGGACCUGCGCCCAUUAAAAGUAAGCAUUAAUUUAGAAGAUAGUAAGCAACAGGUGUCCAGGAAAAAGGGCCCAGGAAUGAAGACACCUCGGUGUUAUUCGUCCCUGUCUCAUUUAACUCGAAGAUUUAUGACUCUUCUCAGAUCUAGUCCUAAAGGUGUUGUUGACUUAAAUAAAGCUGCAGAAACACUGGGAGUACAAAAACGAAGACUGUAUGAUGUCACCAGUGUCUUAAGUGGAAUCAAGCUGGUUGAAAAAAAGUCUAGGAACUAUAUUCAAUGGAUAGGACCUGAUCUUAAUGAAUUGGAAAUACGGCCCGAACAGAGGCAGCUGGAGAGGGAGAUUUCUGACUUAUCAGCGAAAGAAGCAGCUCUGGAUGGAUUAAUUGAGGAUUGUUCUCAACAGUUGGUUGACUUACUAGCGGACAGAGAAAAGCGAAGACUAGCAUAUGUGUCAUAUCAAGAUAUUCAUAGCCUUGAAACCUUCCGUGAACAGACUGUAUUUGCAGUUAGAGCUCCGGCUGAAACCAGCUUGGAUAUUUUACUUCCCCUGGAAGAUUCUGCCGCAUUACAUAUGAAGAGCACCACAGGACCUAUCGAUGUUUAUGUAUGUGAAAUGGCGGAGGAUCUCCCAAGUAAUGAAACAUCGGAUGGUGUAGGAACCUCUUCGUCCGAAAGCGCACAACCAGAAUACCCUUACCCUGAGAAAGAAGAUGAUCCUCCAGAGCAGAGUGAGGAGUUGCUUGAAGUGACUAAUGGCAUGUGA